Phytophthora infestans T30-4 is the source of this 1770-nucleotide messenger RNA. RefSeq names its product serine/threonine protein kinase. Gene Ontology annotation, biological process: protein phosphorylation. The record is from RefSeq and is a predicted model, not a curated record. Gene Ontology annotation, cellular component: nucleus. Gene Ontology annotation, molecular function: protein kinase activity; ATP binding. Bases 37 to 1770 code for a protein of 577 amino acids. The transcript is spliced from 3 exons. NCBI's taxonomy places the organism in Eukaryota, Oomycota, Peronosporomycetes, Peronosporales, Peronosporaceae.
GCACCAGUUUGUUGUUCCCCGCCACCACUAGGGACGAUGGACCGGCGGCGACGCGUAGACAAUGGGAAUGGACGGCGUCGACGUAGUCGCAGUCGCAGCUUCAGUCCCGUGUCUUCGCGACUGCGCUACCAACUGCGAAGACGCCAUCCUCGGCCUCCCCCGGUGCCCAGCACCCCGCGCCGGCGCCGACGCCGCACUGCCAAGGACGCUAACGAGAACGGAACACGCAGUCGGAGUCGCAGUCGCUCGCAUCACGGCAGUCGCUCCUCGAGACGAAGAACAGACUCGAGAGCACCGCGAUCCAGGUCUCGAUCCAGGUCCAAGAGGAGACACUCGGGGACUCGAUCGCGCACGGGAUCCAGCGGUAGUCAUCGCCACCGCCGACGAUACAGCGGCCGGAAACGGUCGUCGCGCACCGACAGCCAGACACGCGGACGACGUGGCAGCUCUGAGAACGACUACAAUGGCCGCUGUCGGUCGUCACACGGCAAGAACAAGCAGCAUCACUCACGACGACGCGAUUCGUACCACGACCGAGAGCCUUUGCUACCUCCACCGCCAGCACAGAAGGACGGCAGUGAAGACAGCGUGGGUCAUGACGACACAGUGGGCAGCUACGCCGGAAAACCUGGCGACUACAUUGCCAACCGCUACAAGAUCAUCCGCGAGGCCGGUCUGGGCACGUUUGGACGUGUCCUGGAGUGUCUGGACAAGCAGCGCAACAUCGUGGUGGCUAUUAAAGUGGUUCGUCAAGUGGAGAAGUACACGGAGUCCGCUAAGAUCGAAGCUGCGAUCCUGCAGGACGUGAACGACAAGGACAAGAAGAACGAGUCGCUCUGUGUGCGCAUGUUCAAGUGGUUUGAGUACAAGGGCCACGUGUGUAUGGUGUUCGAGCGUCUCGGCUGCUCCCUGUACGACUAUCUGAAGAACCACGACUACAAGCCCUUCCCGCUGCACUGUAUCCGUGCGUAUGCGUGGCAACUGCUGACGUCGCUGGAGUUUAUCCACAGUAUCCGCCUCAUCCACACAGAUCUCAAGCCCGAGAAUAUUCUGCUGGUGGACGACGAAGAGGAGCGACUAUCGUGUGAGUCCUCGUCGCCUUCCUCGACGUCCUCGUAUAGCUCACCCGAUGGCUCCAGACGCGAGCAGUGGUCCAAUGGGCGACAGUGGAAGAAACGCGCCAUGUCAGACGCAGAUACCGGUCGGCUGUCGCUGCGUCCACCAGCAAACAACGCGGUCAAGCUCAUUGAUUUCGGUGGCGCCACGUACGAAGACGAGUCCAAGAGCUCCAUUAUCAAUACCCGUCAAUACCGAUCACCCGAGGUGAUUCUCGGACUCGGCUGGAGUUAUCCGUCGGACAUUUGGUCUGCCGGGUGUAUUAUCGCCGAAUUGUACCUAGGCGAACUGCUGUUUGCGACGCACGAGAACAUGGAGCAUCUCGCGCUGAUUGAGCGGUGCUUGAACCCUCUGCCGGUCAAGAUGGCGGCUCGGGCGUCCAAGAACUCGACGUCAGGCCAGUUUUUCCACCGCGGACGCCUGAACUGGCCGGCUGCUGCUCCGAGCGAGGAGAGUGUGGACCACGUGCGGAGGAUGCGCAAGCUGGAAGACUUGAUAUCCCCCGAAGACGCGCAGAGCGGGCUGCUUGAGUUGCUGCAGCUGAUGUUGGUGCUGGACCCGGAGAAGCGGGUGACGGCCAGAGAGGCGCUCAACUCGCCGUUCUUUGAUGGGUUUUCGUAUCGCAACAUCGUGCGAGCGGGGCACAGCGACUGA